AAGGAUGCACAGAGGUCACCGUAAACGCUUCUCUGAAAUCUGAUGUCUUUCUCCCAUGUCAUUUUAAUAUAAGCCAUCUCAAUGAAACCAAGGAAGUGGAGUGGAGACACUAUUCCAGUCUUGUAAGGAUCAUGAUUAAUGGGAGAAUCUUCUUUGACAGUCGUACUGAAGGACGAGUGAAUGUUUUUCCACUUCUAUCUAAACAUGGAAACUUCUCCAUCCUCAUCCAUGAUCUGCAGUCUUCAGACCUCGGCACCUACGAUUGUAAGCUCAACAGUGAAUGCUGGAUGGUGAAGAUCACUGAACGUCUGCACAGUAAGAUUAGAGAAAUCAAUGAGACAAACCCCUGGAUCUACUUUGCAGCUGGAGCUGGAUUGUUUACUCUCCUUUUUAUUGCAUUCACCCUGUUAUCAAUAUUCUAUGGAAAGUGUGUGAAUACAUCAUCCAAAUCUGAUCUCAGUAAUGGCGUACAGAGUGAAGGUACUUCCCCCAAAGAAACACAGAAUACAGAAAGCAGUGGACAUGGAGACAUGAGGGGUGUGAGGAGGAACCCCAUAACUGUUUAUGAAAAUGACAUACAUGCUCCAAAUCCAAGUUCUGCUGCACGGCAGGGGCAACAUCCUCAGAGAGCAUUCAGAGCUGCUCCUGAGCCAACUACAAGUCAUCCUUCAAAUGAGAAACCAUAUUAUGGUAAGACAAUAUUUGUGCUUGGAAAACAGAUUCGCUGUAUGUGCUACAACUGAAGUAAACCAAAAAUUUGUUUGAAACAUUUCAGUCAACCAGGCGGAGCUCUCCAUUCCAGCGAAUGCUGGCAAAAAACGAAGAAGAAAAAAACAAAAUUAUCAGUUUAAAAAUCCAAUAUACAGUGACUGACGUGAUCAGAAGUCAACGACAGAAUCCAGUUCCACAGAAUCCAGAAUUUCAGACGGUUCAAUAUCUCAAUAAAUGCUGAUGUUUAACAUAGCUCAUGGAAAUCACAAUCAUUUUAUUAAAAUAAAAUCUGUUAAGUGAAAUACACA
Messenger RNA from Carassius carassius (crucian carp), 1019 nucleotides. RefSeq lists its product as uncharacterized. Bases 132 to 743 code for a protein of 203 amino acids. The transcript is spliced from 8 exons. NCBI's taxonomy places the organism in Eukaryota, Metazoa, Chordata, Actinopteri, Cypriniformes, Cyprinidae. The record is from RefSeq and is a predicted model, not a curated record.